AUGUUUUGCAAAACUGAAAAAUCAAAAAACGGUCUAAAUUAUACAAUUAAUGCAAAAAGUUUUAAAUGCCAGCUUGGAGAAUUUUAUAUCGAAGGUGGGUGUUAGACUUGCAAAUCUAGUCAAGGAUUUUACAGUGUAACUUACGAUGCAAUUAAAUGUUCAAUUUUUGAUAAAACCAAAUUCUAAAUUGUAACUUCCAAUAUGCUAAACUUACAAAAGGGAUAUUGGAGACCUAAUUAUUUAUCCGAUGCUACAGAGGAUUGCUACAAAAAUACAGAUUUUGUUUAGGGGGAUGGUAAGUUGGAGAUAGCACUUGUGGUAAAGGACACAUAGGUGCACUAUGUGAAAUGUGUGAUUUAUACGAUAUCAGAGGAGAAGGGUAGUAUUUUAGAAGUUAAUAAAAUGUAUUAUGUAUAUCAUGCUUAAAUGAGGAGAGCAGCAUCCUUCCUUUUUUAUUUGCUUUAUUUUAGUAUAGAAUAUUAUUUACCUUAGGGCAUUAUUAUCAAUUGUACUAUCAGUUAAAAGCAUCAACAAAUCAAAUUCAUUAUUCAACUAGCUUACAGUUUUCUAAAAGAAUUUUAGUAAAAUUCUAUUUAAAUUAAAUUAAGGUAAUUAUCAAUUUACAAUUAGAUCAUGAGGGUAUAUUAAUUAAGAUUUUAUUAAAUUAUCUAUGGACGUUUUCAUCAAUAUUUACUUUUAAUAUCAGGUUUUCAUUUCCUAUCUUCUUUAUUGAACAAUCAAGUAAUAGCUUUUAUUUUAUGGUAAAUAAUUUAGAUUGUUAUUUAUCAAAUUUAUAAAUACAUUUAAUUUACGCUUAAAUUAUUUUUAUACUAUUAUUAAUGCUGCUACAAUUCUAUUUUAUACUUAUCAUUUCGUUUAUUUAUUUUCAAUUUUCAUCAAAUAAAUGGAUAGGAGUAUCAUUUCGAAUACCAUACUUUGCUUAUAUGUUUUUAAUUAUGGGGGAUUAAUCAAAUUGUAAGAAAGAUUUAAUAAAUUAGGUUAUGUUCUAAAUUGUCUGUUAGAUAAAUAUCAAAUAUUGAUUACAUUUAAGGGGAUGUUUCAUUAUUAUUUGAUAGCUAGGAACACUACUUGUGGGUUUAAUUUCUUAUCAUACCACUAUUACUAAUUUUUGGCUGCAUUAUUCCAUUUUCAUUAUUUUUAUUGAUGUUUCGAAAUAGAUCUAACCUAGAUAAGAUAAAAUUUAGAAAACAUAUCUGCUAUUUAUUUAAUGAAUACAGUGAAAAGACAUAUUUUUGGGAAUAGAUUAAGUUGAUAUAGAAGACUUGUAUUAUACUAGUAAUAACUAAUUUUGAAAAUAAUGUGUUAUUAAAGACAACUUUAUUAGGCAUUUGUGUAGAAGCAUACUAAGUCUUAGCUAUCAAUAAUAAACCUUAUAUUAUUUCGAAAUUUAAUAACUUAGAUUUAUAAUCAGGGUAAAUUUGUUUAAUAGCCAUUUUUCUUGCAGCAACCAAAUAUGAAAGUUAGGUUUUGCAAAAUGAUUUUUUUUCAAUGUUCCUUUAAAUCAUUUUGAUUUUAUUAUUAAUUCGACUAAGUUUUCCUUUUAUUAAAGACAUUUUAAUUCUUUAUUCAAAAAAAUAUUAAUUACCAGUUUUGACGAAACUCCAUUCAGUGCUGAAAUAAUCAAAUAUAAAUUUGUUUAAAAACAUUGGAAUUUAUGUGGAUUAAGAAUUUGAAAAAAGAAAAAAAUUAUAAAUGAAUAUUCAAAAAAUGAAAUUGAUUUUAUAAAGUAAGUAUGGAAAUGGAAAAGAAAUGUAAUAUUCUUAUUUAUUAUAAGAUCUUUUACCAAAAGACCUAUUCUUAAAUCAAAUACAUAUAGCAAGACAUCUUUUAUUGAGAUUAACAAUCAAUAAUAAUUUUGA
This is a messenger RNA of Paramecium octaurelia, 1880 nucleotides long. NCBI's taxonomy places the organism in Eukaryota, Ciliophora, Oligohymenophorea, Peniculida, Parameciidae. The record is from the annotation of a GenBank genome assembly.